AGCAAACAACAUUAUCUGGGCCAAUCUGGGCUAUUGGUCAUGUUUGAUUUUAAUUGAUUAACGGUUUUAAACGGUACGUGUUGAUCAACUUAGCAAGAAUGAAGCACGUAGAGUCAGCAUCGAAGAAAAAAGAGCUGUUUAUCCUGAUAAGAGAAUUGAAAGAUAAGUUAUUUGGAGAGUUCAAAACUGUGAACGGCCAGCACACCCGGCAACAAGCCUGGCAGGAAGUAAAGAAAAAGGGUGUCGAUCUUGGACUUUGCAAGCCCGAUGUGUGCAUCGCUCAGUUCAAGAAAAACUGUUUCAAUAACACGGUGCAGCGAACCCGGGAAAAACUCAGGAAACGGAACCGGACGGGACAAGGAUGUGAUUCGAGUACAUCACUGACAGAGCUGGACGAGAUCGUGCUGGAUGUCAUUGGCAGGGACGCCGAAGCCGAAGCGGUGGCUGUUCCCGGUGGUCGUGGUAUCAACGACUGGGCGACCCAGUCACCCAGUCUGCCGCCAAUUGAGAUGCCUGAGAGCGAGGAAGAUGCUCGUAAGUCACUGUAUGCAGUGUCACCAGCGUCCACCGCCAGUCCAGCACCUCCCCGGCUGAAAAUGAGGUCCAGUGUCGGCCAGCGGUCAAGAGAAGACCCGUUGAUGUGUAUGGGUGUCUCCCGACCGAGCCGCAGAGAGCUGGGUGACGCUAACAGGGCCCUUCUCGCUAUGCCGGAGGAAGAGUUAACGGAUCAAGAACGCGACAAGGUGCGACAAAUUCUAGUACUUAAGAUGUUAAAAGGCUUGGCGGCUAGGGCCGACAGUGUAUCGGUCGAAGAGGUUAAGGCAGCUGUGGCGAUGUGGUAGGAUGUUGGCAUAGGCCUCCGCAAUGAGGUUACAUUUGAAGCUGUGAAAGUCAGGUGGAAAAUGCCAUCUACGGUUGUAUUUUAAUUCUGGUUGACAGAA
Messenger RNA from Amphibalanus amphitrite, 941 nucleotides. RefSeq lists its product as uncharacterized. The transcript has 4 exons. The record is from RefSeq and is a predicted model, not a curated record. The coding region runs from base 99 to 842 and encodes 247 amino acids. Lineage: Eukaryota; Metazoa; Arthropoda; Thecostraca; Balanomorpha; Balanidae.